Messenger RNA from Cercocebus atys (sooty mangabey), 1688 nucleotides. RefSeq names its product cytosolic iron-sulfur assembly component 1 (gene CIAO1). Gene Ontology annotation, molecular function: protein binding. Gene Ontology annotation, cellular component: cytosolic [4Fe-4S] assembly targeting complex. The record is from RefSeq and is a predicted model, not a curated record. Gene Ontology annotation, biological process: iron-sulfur cluster assembly. NCBI's taxonomy places the organism in Eukaryota, Metazoa, Chordata, Mammalia, Primates, Cercopithecidae.
UAGUUCGAGGCGGUCCCGCGAUGCUUUCCCCGCCGAAGUGAGGUGAGCGACUACAACUCCCAGAGGGUAUCGCGGCCGCAGCAGCGGGCAGCUGAGUUCCCGGCGCGACCCCGGUCCUCCGGCGGAAGCGGGAGCCUCAGUCGGCCGCGGAAGCCUGGAGUGGGCGGUACGCAGACGCGCGCGGUGAGACCCGCUGUGGGCGCCGCGGACCCUGCCCGUCCCCACCUCCCCGUGCGUCCGGCCGCCAUGAAGGACUCGCUGGUGCUGCUGGGCCGUGUCCCGGCGCACCCGGACUCCCGCUGCUGGUUCCUGGCUUGGAACCCCGCGGGGACCCUGCUGGCCUCGUGCGGCGGCGACCGGAGAAUCCGCAUCUGGGGCACGGAGGGUGACAGCUGGAUCUGCAAGUCUGUCCUUUCUGAAGGCCACCAGCGCACCGUGCGGAAGGUGGCCUGGUCCCCCUGCGGUAAUUACCUGGCCUCUGCCAGCUUUGAUGCUACCACUUGCAUUUGGAAGAAGAACCAGGAUGACUUUGAGUGUGUAACCACUCUCGAGGGCCAUGAAAAUGAGGUCAAGUCAGUGGCUUGGGCCCCAUCUGGCAACCUCCUGGCCACUUGCAGCCGAGAUAAGAGUGUUUGGGUCUGGGAAGUUGAUGAAGAGGAUGAGUAUGAAUGUGUCAGUGUUCUCAACUCCCACACACAGGAUGUCAAGCAUGUGGUGUGGCACCCAAGUCAGGAGCUCUUAGCCUUCUGCCAGCUACGAUGCACAGUGAAGCUGUACCGGGAGGAAGAGAUGACUGGGUAUGCUGUGCCAGCCUUGAAGGGCCAUGAACCGACUGUGUGGAGCUUGGCCUUUGACCCGAUGGCCAGCGCCUGGCGUCUUGUAGUGAUGACCGGCAACUGUGCGCAUCUGGCAUCAAGUACUGAACAAUCAGGAAAGCUUUGUGGAACUGGGCUGCUUCAUUGCAGCGGCUCUGACCCCAGUUGGAAAUGUAUCUGUACUUUGUCGGGCUUCCACUCAAGGACCAUUUAUGACAUUGCUUGGUGUCAGCUGACAGGGGCUCUGGCUACAGCUUGUGGGGACGACGCAAUCCGCGUGUUUCAGGAGGAUCCCAACUCGGAUCCACAACAGCCCACCUUCUCCCUGACAGCCCACUUGCAUCAGGCCCAUUCCCAGGAUGUCAACUGUGUGGCCUGGAACCCCAAGGAGCCAGGGCUGCUGGCCUCCUGCAGUGAUGAUGGGGAGGUGGCCUUCUGGAAGUACCAGCGGCCUGAAGGCCUCUGAGCUACCUUGACUUCGGACAGAGUAAUGACUCCCCAGAAAACGCCGUAAGACUUUCCCGGCCCCUGAGAGGACCAGGAGGAGCAUCCGUGACCUUCAUUUAACUUGGCUCACUUCUCUUCAGACUUGGGUAGAAGUACGGAGCCACAGAAUUGCUCUCCUUCCCCUCCUUUGACGUGAGGCCUUCAGUAAAGAGCUACAGAACAUCAGUACCUUGUUAUACCACAGAUUUUUCUUGCAUUAGGGCACAGUGUUAAAUUUUUUGGAGGUAAAUAUACUAUUUAUAAUCAUUAUAUAUAGUAGGAGGGGGUGUGUGUCUCAGGCCUUUCUGAAGUUGUAAGACUUAAAUAAUCCAUCUGCAUCCCAAGUCCUAUUUUAUAAGGAUAUUCAUAAAAGAAUUCCAUGGUGAA